Messenger RNA from Agrilus planipennis (emerald ash borer), 4709 nucleotides. RefSeq names its product probable multidrug resistance-associated protein lethal(2)03659. The transcript is spliced from 13 exons. Gene Ontology annotation, molecular function: ATP binding; ATP hydrolysis activity; ABC-type transporter activity. The record is from RefSeq and is a predicted model, not a curated record. Gene Ontology annotation, biological process: transmembrane transport. Gene Ontology annotation, cellular component: membrane. Bases 361 to 4539 code for a protein of 1392 amino acids. NCBI's taxonomy places the organism in Eukaryota, Metazoa, Arthropoda, Insecta, Coleoptera, Buprestidae.
AGGCUUGUUUGAUUCAUCUUCUUUGAAUGAGUAGGAUAUAAGCGGGGCCUUUAGAAUAAAAUUCAUCGUAAGCUUUUGUUACUAUCAUAUUAUUCAUAACAACACAGCGGUUUCUUGGCGACCGGCGUCGUAGUCGCGUCAAUACUUUUUCGCGUUCUCAUCCGCAUGUAUUUUACUUAUUGUUAGUCGAAUUUUUAACAAUUAACAUUACCUACAUACACAUAAGAAUCAACUGGAAUUGCAUAUUGUUUUAUACAAUAUUAUUAUUAGUGUCCAUAGUGUGUUGAUUAUUGCUGUUGGAAAUUCUUUUUUAUACUUAAUUAGAGAUUGAAAAUUGAAAUAGAUCGAAAUUUGUAGAGAAUGGAUGCUGGACUUAAGCACAAAAAACCACCAAAUCCUCGAGAAAAUUGUAAUCCCAUAUCAGCAGCAACUUUUAUGUAUACAAUCCCAACGUUUAUGGAUGGAUAUAAACGUGAAUUAGAAGUAACUGAUUUAUACGAAACUUUCUCUGAACACAAGUCAAGUACAAUUGGUGAUAAAUUAGAAAAUGCAUGGAAUAAAGAAGUAGAAAAAUCAAAAAUCGCAAAGAGAACACCUUCCUUGAGAAGGGCUUUAAUAAGAGUUUUUGGACUCGAAUUUAUGGCCUAUGGUAUAAUUCUACUCCUAACAGAAGUGUUCGUAAGAUUGACUCAACCCAUGUUUCUUGGUAUGGUGGUUAAAUUUUUUAUGCCUUCUACGGCAGAUUUAUCGUUAAAUGGUGAUGGUUAUGGGAUAAAUUCCACGAAUAAUUCAAUAGGUCAACCAUUAGCAUUGGGUCAAUUAAUUUAUUUCUACAAACCCGGUCAAAAAGAGAUAACACAAGCUGAAGCUUACUGGUAUGCCGCUGCUGUGGUUUUAUGUUCCCUUAUAAACGUUCUUGUUACUCACCCUUAUAUGCAGGGUAUGCUGCAUCUGGGGAUGAAGAUGCGAGUGGCUUCUUGCUCAUUAAUAUAUAGAAAAGCUCUGAGACUUAGUAAAACGGCAUUAGGUCAAACUACAGUCGGUCAAGUGGUCAACCUUUUGUCCAAUGAUGUUAACAGAUUCGAUGUGGCUGUUAUUUUUGCCCAUCAAUUAUGGGUUGGACCAUUGGAGACUAUUAUAGUUACGUACUUCAUGUACCAAUUGGUUGGAAUUUCAGCUGUCAUUGGAAUCUUUUUCCUUCUCAUGUUCAUUCCUUUACAGUUUUAUUUAGGAAAACAGACGUCCGUAUUACGCUUAAAAAUUGCCUUAAGGACUGAUGAAAGGGUGCGCCUUAUGAACGAAAUUAUACAGGGUAUUCAAGUGAUAAAAAUGUACACGUGGGAAAAACCUUUUGCAAAACUUGUGGCCUUAUCUCGUAGGUACGAAAUAAAAGCUAUUAGGGCUACGUCCUACAUCAGAGGAAUCGCAUUAUCGUUUAUAAUGUUUUCAACCAGGAUUUCUAUUUUUGCAAGCAUCCUUGCCUAUGUUCUACUGCAAACCGGCUUUGCAGAAACUAUUAAUGCCGAACAAGUUUUUGUUCUCACCGCGUUUUAUAAUAUUUUGAGGCCGUCCAUGACUGUGUUCUUCCCUCAAGGGAUUGCCCAGGUAGCCGAAGCUAAUGUUUCCGUGAACAGACUGAAUAAAUUCAUGCUAUAUGAAGAAACUAUUGUGCCUGCUAAAAGUCCGGAAACCAGUGGAAAGAGCGAUGGUCAAUUAAACUCAAGCGAUGAAACUAAUAGACUUACGGAUUCUUUGAAAGACGAUGCCUUCAGGGAUGAUAUAGCCAUUAAUGUUCAAAAUGCUUCGGCGAAGUGGAGUAGUACAUCGAUUGAAAAUACCUUGACUAAUGUUAACUUAAGGGUAAAAAAGGGUAGUUUAGUAGCCGUGAUUGGACCAGUAGGGAGCGGUAAAACAAGCCUUCUGCAUGUAAUUCUUAAGGAAUUACCAGUAAUGCAAGGGAACGUAGAUGUUAAUGGCGUUGUCAGUUACGCUUCGCAAGAGCCAUGGCUGUUUGCAGGAUCUGUGAGACAGAAUAUUCUCUUUGGACAGUCUUUGGAUAGGGAGAGAUACAAAACGGUGGUCAGAAAGUGUGCCUUAGAAAGAGACUUUACAUUAUUACCUUAUGCCGAUAAGACCAUUGUGGGAGAAAGAGGAGUGUCACUUAGUGGUGGACAAAGAGCUCGCAUCAAUCUUGCUAGAGCCGUUUACAAAGAUGCAGAUAUUUAUUUAUUAGAUGACCCACUUUCUGCUGUUGAUGCGCACGUGGGAAAACAACUUUUUGAAAGUUGUAUUGCAGGUUACUUGAAGGAGAAGACGGUAAUUUUGGUAACGCAUCAACUUCAGUACUUAAAAGAUGCAGACCGCAUAGUUAUUCUUGAAGAUGGUUUGUUGAAAGCUGAAGGUACUUAUAGCGAAUUGCAAGAUUCUGGUUUGGAUUUCGCCAAGUUACUUAACGACCAAUCUGAUGAGACUGAGAUUGAGACAGACAAAAGUCAACCGCGGCAAAGAUUGCAGUCGAUUCAAAGCAUCUCUUCAAAUACCGACGAUAAAGGUCCAGUACCAAUGGAAGUCGAAGAACAAAAGGGCGCAGGCGCUAUUGGAAGUUACGUUUAUAAAGCAUACUUUAAAGCGGGCGGCAACAUUUGCGUAAUUUUUAACAUGUUCAUGCUUUUCUUUUUGUCGCAAGUUGCUGCUAGUUUAGGGGAUUAUUUUAUAACAUUCUGGGUAAACUUGGAACAAUUACAAGCCGAAAAUGGUUCAUAUGCUAGUAAAAGUCCGUUUCCAGGAGAAGAAAUUUAUGAAAUAGCAUUAAUAUCCAACGGUACUUCUUCAGUAAUGCCCAACGCUACGAGAAGUAGCUCUAACUUUUUCGGUAGUUCUAUACUGGACCUUUGGCAGCCAUCUCAAAACGUUUGCAUAUAUAUUUACACUGGAUUGAUAGUAGGAACGGUAAUCUUGUCCCUGAUUCGAUCAUUUGUAUUUUUCGCUGUUUGCAUGAGAUCUUCUACAAAGCUUCAUGACAACAUGUUCGACAGCAUAACUCACGCCACUAUGCGUUUCUUUAAUACGAAUUCUUCAGGAAGAAUAUUGAACAGGUUUUCCAAAGAUAUGGGUCAGAUUGAUGAAUUGCUUCCCGGAGCUCUUAUAGAUGUAUUGCAAAUAAGUUUAGCUCUAGUUGGUAUAAUUAUUGUUGUGGCAAUUGUAAAUCCCCUUUUGAUGAUUCCCACUUUCAUUAUUGCUGUCAUAUUCUACUUGUUAAGAAUAUUCUACUUAUCAACUAGUCGGUGUGUUAAAAGGUUGGAGGGUAUUACUCGAAGUCCCGUAUUUGCUCAUUUAAAUGCAUCUUUGCAAGGAAUGACUACCAUAAGAGCAUUUGGAGCCCAAAAAAUUUUGGAAAAGGAGUUCGAUAAUCACCAAGACUUGCACAGUUCUGCGUGGUACAUUUUCAUUUCUACGUCUAGAGCGUUCGGGCUCUGGUUGGAUUUCAUUUGUGUUAUUUACAUAGCUGUUGUAACACUCAGUUUUCUGGUAUUUGGAGAUGAAAAGUUUGGCGGAAAUGUCGGAUUAGCCAUAACUCAAGCCCUGGGUCUUACGGGAAUGUUCCAGUGGGGGAUGCGACAGUCUACAGAAUUGGAAAAUCAAAUGACUUCAGUAGAACGUGUUUUGGAAUAUAGUGAUGUUGAGAAGGAGAGAGGUCUGGAAACACCCCAGGAGAAGAAACCACCGAAGAACUGGCCAGAAAGGGGUACAAUAACGUUUAUCAACUUGUAUCUCCGGUACUUUCCGCAAGACCCCCCAGUACUUAAAAGUCUUAACUUCACAAUUCACGAUAAGGAAAAGAUAGGCAUUGUUGGGAGAACUGGUGCUGGAAAAUCAUCUUUAAUUGCUGCCUUAUUUCAAUUGACUGAAACAGAGGGGCACAUUUAUAUCGAUAAUGUGGAUAUAAAAAAUUUGGGAUUGCACGAUUUGAGGUCAAAGAUUUCUAUUAUACCUCAAGAGCCCGUACUGUUCUCUGGAACCAUGAGAAAAAACUUGGAUCCCUUUGAUGAAUAUGAUGAUGACACAUUGUGGAAGGCGUUAGAAGAAGUGGAACUGAAGGAAGUUGUCAGUGAUUUAGCAUCAGGCCUCAAUUCAAAAAUGAGCGAAGGAGGGACAAAUUUCAGUGUUGGCCAGAGACAACUGGUAUGUUUAGCAAGAGCCAUAAUUCGAAAUAAUCGAAUAUUAGUGUUAGAUGAAGCAACAGCAAAUGUUGAUCCACAAACAGAUGCCCUUAUUCAACACACGAUAAGGAAAAAGUUUGUAGAUUGUACAGUACUUACAAUUGCUCAUCGAUUGCAUACUGUAAUGGACUCUGACAAGGUAUUGGUUAUGGAUGCUGGGUCUAUGGUCGAAUUUGACCACCCACAUAUUUUAUUACGGAAUACUAAAGGAUUCCUCUACAGUAUGGUUCAACAGACUGGAAGAGCAAUGGCAGAAACAUUAAUGAGAAUAGCCGAACAGAGCUACAAUAAACAUAUAGGUGCAAGCAGUCAGUUUUAGAAAACGCAACAUUAGAAAAUUGUUAAUGUUAAAUUAUAUAUGUUAAAUAUAUAUUUUUUAUACGUUGUUCUUAGUGCAAUGAAAAUUUUCAUGCAAAAUGUGAUCUGCUGUCAGAUACCAAAGUUAAUUAAUUAUGUAUAACGAACGUUUUAUCCUUUCAUUGUUUUAAU